Amyelois transitella is the source of this 4449-nucleotide messenger RNA. It is a transcript of the gene Rim, whose product is annotated as regulating synaptic membrane exocytosis protein 2. Bases 99 to 4157 code for a protein of 1352 amino acids. Gene Ontology annotation, biological process: calcium ion-regulated exocytosis of neurotransmitter; intracellular protein transport; regulation of synaptic plasticity. Gene Ontology annotation, molecular function: transmembrane transporter binding; small GTPase binding. Lineage: Eukaryota; Metazoa; Arthropoda; Insecta; Lepidoptera; Pyralidae. The record is from RefSeq and is a predicted model, not a curated record. Gene Ontology annotation, cellular component: presynaptic membrane; cytoskeleton of presynaptic active zone. The transcript has 22 exons.
ACCUCCGGAGGGAGAGGCGCGCGGUUUGUCGCGCCGCGGGCACAGCACCGCAGCACGCGGCGGGCCCGCGCACCGCUCGCGGCUCGCCGCCGCCCGCCAUGGCCGACAUGCCGGAUCUCUCGCACCUGACGCCCGAGGAGCGCGCCAUCAUCGAGAACGUCAUGCUGCGCCAGCGACAGGAGGAGCAGCGUGAGCACGAGAUCAUGAGACGAAAGCAAGAUGAAGUCGCGGUGUUGGAGCAGACAAUUCGCACGAGGAACGAAAUGCAGCGAGCUGCCGGAGUUGAGCUAGCUGCCACGUGCCAUAUCUGUCUCAAAACCAAGUUUGCUGACGGCGUCGGCCACUCCUGCCACUACUGCAGGGUGAGGUGCUGCGCCAGGUGUGGUGGGAAAGUUACACUCCGUUCUAAUAAGGUUAUAUGGGUUUGCAUAUUAUGUCGCAAAAAACAAGAACUGCUAUCAAAAACAGGACAAUGGAUACACAAAGGCGCUGGUCAAGAUUCUAUGUUAUGGCGAAUGGAAGCCGAUAUGCGCGGUUUUCCAACUCAACCUGAUUCGUCUCUUGACAAGCGACCCAAACUAGAACGAGCUCACAGCGCGGCGGAAAAAGAAAAUCUUCCGCUUCAGAGAUCUAGCAGCGCACUACGUCGACAGUACAGCCAGCAAGAAACAUCUCGGUGUUACGGAGAAUUAGAAGGCUUAGCUAGAACGCAUCCACAUUUAGUGCAUCCAAGACAAAAGGCUGCUUAUGGUGUGGACGAUAAUAUUCCCCAAGCGCCAUCGUCACAGUUAAUGCCUCAUGUACAGUCGCACCCACCACUGCCUCCGCGUUCCUCCUCUUCCGACGACGAAGUGGUCGAGUGCGUGUCCGACGAGAACGAUGAAUGUCGAGAUCGAGGACAACUUGAGGCGUGUGGGUCCCGGCACCCGCACCUGCGCAGCGCCAGUGUAGCUGUCAACAAUUAUUACAAUUUGACUAAUCAUUCGCCGAGCACUUACGAGUCAGACGCGCGGAGUGCAUUCGAAUCGGGCAGACCGGCGGGUAGCGGUCGCAGCUUCGACUCCGUGACGGACUGCCGGUGGCGAGCUCGCGACGACGGAGAGGGCGCCUAUCUGCGCCCGUACGCGCCGGACGAGGGCCCGCGCCCCGACCGAGCUGUCUAUAAGAGUGCCUAUUUGUGGGAAGACUCCUCUGAUAACAGACGUUUUACUGAAAGGAGAAAAAAGACUGUUCGCUUUGAUGGCCACGAGGGCGCCGCGACUUUUCCCCGAGGUGGGCGAGACGCGUCGGCUGCGCCCCAAGACUGGGCUUCCCUUCGCUGGGAGUCCGAACGCCAGACCAGCCAAGACUCUGCGACCAAAGACUCGGGCAUCGAUACCUCUAGUACCUUCACGUCAAGUGAAGAUUCCAAUAGAGGCGAUUGCCCAAAGUUUCCGCAAAGCUGGCAAGUGUCUGCGGACGGAACUCGGAUGGUGGGCCACAUGGUGCUGCGCAAGAGCGUAGUGGAGGGGAGUUCGCACUCCUCAGCCGCUAUCCUCGGACUGAAAGUUGUGGGCGGCAAGCUGAUGCCAGAUGGCAGCAGAUGUGCUGUAGUAGAGAAAGUCAAGAAAGGCUCCAUUGCAGAUUUGGAAGGGCAACUGAGGAUAGGUGACGAAGUUCUUCAAUGGAAUGGAAAAGCUCUUCAAGGUCGAAGUGCAGAUGAAGUAGCAGAAGUUGUUGCGGAUAGCAAGCACGAUUCUCAUGUCGAGUUGGUUGUUUCGCGACCUAUCACCGCCUCUAGGGCGCCAGCCCAGCCUUGGAGGAAUCACAAAGAAGUCUACACGGAGGUUAUGGGAGGUUGUGAGAAGCCCAGUGUACUAGUGACUUCACCAGGGUCUCCUGAUGUGCACGCCCGCCGUCGUCCAGGGAGAUAUAACCAUCAUAACGCCAAUGUUGCUGGUAGAAUACAGCUCAAAGUGUACUUCGACAUCAGCGCUCUACAGUUGCUGGUAACAGUUGUCUCCGCCAAUGGCUUGACUCCCAGGUCGGACGGGUCCCCACGUUGCCCAUAUUGCAAAAUUUUCCUAUUGCCCGACAAGAGUGAAAAAAGCAAACGUAGAACCAAAACUUUGGCGAAUACUUUAGAACCAAGAUGGAAUCAGACCUUCGUUUACUGUGGUAUACGUAUUACUGAUAUAAAGAAGAGGGUUUUAGAGGUAACCGUUUGGGAUCUUAAUCGAUAUGGACCAAACGAUUUCCUCGGAGAAGUUCUUUUGGAACUUGAUAACAUAGUCAUGAAUCACGAACCAAACUGGUACACUCUACGCCCUCACGAAGAAUCUGUUAGUUUUAGUAGAUAUCGUGAAGAUGAGGCGGAUGGCGAGCACUUAUCUCCUCCGUCGACUUCCACGUCCCGUCUGUCAGACUCCGACACUCCAAGCGAGUGCGAUCUUCGUCGCCAUCACUCGCUCUCAAGCCUAGGCUCCAGCUCCAGUCCACCGCCAACACAAGAUAGAAUGGACAUGGAUGGAACUAGAAACAGCAGACGAGACGUGUCCCCAGCAGGACGAGUGCGAGCUGCUGGCUUAUCCAGGGAGCGAAGUGGAGGGUACAGCGUGGCGCGUUCGCAGUCGGCGGCAGGCGUAGCGCGGCCGGCGCGCGCGCGCAGCAAGUCGCCGCGCCGCUCGCUGUCGCCGCCCGCCGACGCUGCCGGCUGGCGAUACACAGGUGCCCACCCGGCGCCGCGCCGACCAACCCCACCCGACCCCGAGGUUAACGAGGAGCGAGGCGGUGACGGGUCGAGAUUACCGACACAUGCAUAUGCACCGCGUUUUCAAUCACGGUCGGCGACCGCCACGCCCACUACCAGUCCAAAGAAAAGGCAGCUGCCUCAAAUACCACAUCAUCAGGGUGCCCAGAGGGCAGUGCGUGCGCAAGUGUCAGCGGACCUGGAAGAACGUAAGUGGAUCGCCCCGCAUCACAUUGGCGCCACACUUACCUACCGCAGCACGCCACAAGGUCAAUACACGCCUACCUCGUCCAAAGCAAUCGGUUGGGAACGUCACUACGCCGGGCUGUCUGACUCCGAGCUGGCAGCUCGGGGCGGAGGCGGAGGUGGUGGAGGUUGGGCGCCCAGACGAAGAUUAUCGCCGGACGCUGCCGCUGCAGACUCGGAUCUAGAGUCCGUGGGUUCUGUCACUUCUAGCGCUUUCAGCACACAAUCUGAGAGACCUCGACCUACCCGCAUGCUCAGUAAUGACUAUAACGGGCGAGAGAAUGGGCGCGGUAACAACCAGUCGCAACCACUGGAGAGGCGCGAGUCGCGGCGAGGGCAGUUCACAAGGAGUCUCAGCAAUGCUGAUGUACCACCUGAUGAGAAAGCAGAUGGCAGCCUCAGCGACACCGCACUCGGAGGAGCCGGUGAACUGGAGCCAACCAGUGACGACGUGUUGUUGAAAGCUGAGCCCCGGGAUUACUUCGGCCCCGGUAUGGGCAAGAAGAGUAAUUCGACCUCACAAUUAUCAGCUACAGGACGGAAAAGGAGGUUAGGUUUCGGUAAACGUGGAAAAAAUUCGUUUACGGUUCAACGCAGCGAGGAGGUGGUGCCCGGAGAAAUGCGGGGCGCCGUCGCAGGAGUCUCGCGGGCUUCUUCGGCCUCCAGCGAAAACGACGAUGACAGGUGGUCCCCUGGUAUGCGCGGAUCUGGUUCGUCGGACGGCGGAGGUCUGUCAGACUUCAUCGACGGUCUGGGCCCUGGUCAACUGGUCGGACGACAGUUGUUGGGAGCCCCCACUUUGGGCGACGUGCAACUGUCCAUGUGUUACCAGAAAGGAUUCCUUGAGGUGGAGGUAAUCCGUGCUAGAGGUCUCCAAGCCAGACAAGGCAGCCGAACACUGCCCGCGCCUUAUGUAAAAGUGUACCUGGUGAACGGCAAGCGGUGUGUCGCCAAAGCUAAAACGAGCACCGCGCGCCGCACGCUGGACCCGCUUUACCAGCAAACACUCACUUUCAGAGAGAACUACAAAGGUUGCGUCUUACAGGUCACAGUAUGGGGCGAUUAUGGGCGUAUUGAAGGCAAGAAAGUGUUCAUGGGAGUCGCCCAGAUUAUGCUUGAUGACCUCAAUCUUUCCAACAUUGUCAUCGGAUGGUACAAGCUUUUCGGCACUACUUCUUUGUAACCGAGGGGGUCUUCUUAAUAUUGGAAGAACUUAUAUCAACAAAACAAAGAUUAAAAAUUGUCCAAAUAAUUAAUAAAUUUAGUGAUACUGCUUUAAUAUCAUAAUAAAACGCGAAAUAUCUUGAAUACUUAUAGGACAUUUUCUAUAAAACGAAACAUUAUAAGAUAAUAAUUUGUAUAUUUAUUUUCUUUUGGAAUGCCUACCGGAGUUUUGAAUAGAUAGCAUUUUAUAGCAAUGAAACAAAUGUAUAGUGUACUCAAUAAUAUGUAAUUAAGUAUUAAAAGCCAAAUGC